Messenger RNA from Vollenhovia emeryi, 1513 nucleotides. RefSeq names its product transmembrane protein 183 (gene fsd). Lineage: Eukaryota; Metazoa; Arthropoda; Insecta; Hymenoptera; Formicidae. Gene Ontology annotation, cellular component: SCF ubiquitin ligase complex. Bases 293 to 1414 code for a protein of 373 amino acids. The transcript is spliced from 7 exons. Gene Ontology annotation, biological process: regulation of protein stability. The record is from RefSeq and is a predicted model, not a curated record.
ACUUCCAUGCACUUCUUAACGAGUCGCAAUACGAUCAACGACGUUCUGUCGCGAUGCUUCCACCUUUCGAUAGCGUACGUCGGCGACGGUUAUGAGAGUCGCGGAGCGUGCGAGGGGACCCGCGACCGCGAUGCGGGAUCGUGCGAUCAGUAUCGCGUGAUGAGCGUGGCAGUUUAUUACGUACAGCAGCGUUGUUAGUGUACAUACUUGUAUAUAGAUCCGUCAUUUCCUUGCAAUGCGUACCUGAUUAAUUAACUUGAUCGCGCCCCGCGUUCUGGUCCGCCGACGCACAAUGUUCGGUCCGCGAAAGAAAGCGGGCCGAAAGCCGACGAAGACGACGAAGGAGGAGGUCGGUCCGGGCCUAGAGUCGGAAAUUGUGAAAGAGAAAAAAAAGAAGGAGACGAGGACUGACAAUGUUAUAGGAGCGAAUGUGACCAUUAACGACUUUGCCAACACAUUACGGAUACAUGCAAGGUUGAAGAAAUCGGCUACAAAUAUGUCUAACAAAGUGAAACAGGUAACGACAGUACAAGAGGAGGAACAAGUGUGGGAUGAGACGAACGAGGAUACCUUGUUAAAAGAUAAAACGAAAGGGAGGAGAAAUAGAGAGAGAAGGAAAUCGAAAUACCAAAAGGAUGACGACGAAGACGAAGGAAUCGACUAUCCAUUGGAUAUGUGGUUUGCCAUCUCGGAAUACAUACAGCCUGAAGCAGUAGGGAAAUUUGCAAGGAUUUGCAAAACUUGUUACUACAUAACUACCACUGCAAAAUUUUGGAUCCACUUAUACAAAUCACAUUGCAAAUUCGUACCCGAUUUGCCGGAGCACCUGCAGCCACAAUGUAUGAGACUAUAUGGAUUAAGGGCUUGUGUUAUAAGGGCAUUACAUUACGGUUAUUUUAGAACAUCGGAAAGAAACGAAAUGUCUUACUUACGGCAGCAUGACCUGCAGUCUCUCGUGAAAAGAAAAUGCACUCUCAUGUGGCACAAAGAGGGAAAACAACGGUGGUAUUUCUAUUUUAAGUUGAUGGAGGCUUCCAAAUCGCGCAGCAGCUCAUUAAAGCAAAGUAGACAAUGUACUGAUAAAGAAACCGAAUUUUUUGACACAUUGAAGGAUGUGGCUGUCAAUCCCGAGAACGAUUGCAAAGUCCUUAGGGUAAGCUGCUUGAAGUACAGUAUGGUACCACUGGUGAUUGGAUUAACCCUGCAAACAGUAACUACGGACCUAAUGCCCGGCUUCAGGGAACACCGAUUUCAACUUGGAUUCGGAACAUCGGGUAUCCCCAAUACAUUAACAAAUCAAGUAAUACUUCGUAACGUUAUGGAAUACCAUAUCUUGAAUUGGUGGGAUCCCGCCUAUCCACAUCAGGAUAUUGGUUACGCAAUUGAAUUACCGCAAAAUGACUCGUGGGACUAGAACUUAUUACAGAUUGUUCUUAUAUUUUGUGUAUUACAUUGGGGAGAUAGAGAGGCGCCUUUAAAUUUUAUAAAGACAAAUAUAUCGAUGCGCAACAAA